This is a messenger RNA of Schizosaccharomyces octosporus yFS286, 1136 nucleotides long. RefSeq names its product tricarboxylate transporter. The record is from RefSeq and is a predicted model, not a curated record. Gene Ontology annotation, cellular component: mitochondrial inner membrane. The transcript has 5 exons. Lineage: Eukaryota; Fungi; Ascomycota; Schizosaccharomycetes; Schizosaccharomycetales; Schizosaccharomycetaceae. The coding region runs from base 84 to 860 and encodes 258 amino acids. Gene Ontology annotation, molecular function: S-adenosyl-L-methionine transmembrane transporter activity.
CAUAGACGUCCAGACUACCGCAUUGACUACUUUCAUUCUGGUGUUUUCUUCUUUUUGAAGGAAAUAGUAAGGUUUUCUUUGUCAUGCAAGAGAAAGAAGUUCAAUGGAAACCCAUGCUGAUCGGUGGUGCUGCUGGACUUGUUGCAGAAACUUUGGUAUUUCCUAUAUCAACUAUUAUUACUAGAGUACAGUCAUCAAGUCCCUUUUACCAGGCAGGUGGUUUUAAGCAUUUAUAUCGAGGCCUUAGCAGUGUUUUAGUGAGCACGCUUCCUUCAACUUCGUCGUUUUUCUUUAUUUACGAAUAUGUCAAGCAACGACAGCAACCUGGUGUCCGAAACCAUCUUGUAUCAGCUUCUGUAGCUGAGAUUUUUUCUUGUGGUAUUUUGGCACCUGCAGAAGCAAUUCGGCAGCGAGCGCAAACGUCGAAGAUGUCUGUCUCAAAAAUUGUUUCCACCUUUUUUCAUUCUCACAAAGAUGCUUGGCAAUCCUUUAAAGGAAUGUGUUUACGAAAUGUUCCAGCUACAGCAUUUCAGUUUGUUCUUUAUGAAAAAUUCAAGUCGAAUUUUUCACAGUCUGACAAAUUGUUUGGGGCUCCUAAAGGUGCCGCUUUAAGUGGUGCCAUAACCGCAGCCGUUCUAACUCCCUUAGAUGUUAUCAAAACACAAAUUAAUUUACAGCCUGAUGAUUACAAAACAACAAUUCGAAGAACUUACCAGCGCCACGGUGUCUUGGGGUUUUUUAAAGGUCUUUCAUUACGUGUCUUUGCUACUUCUUUGGGUCUCUCCAUAUACUUAGGAACGUAUGAGUAUUUCAAAAACCAUAUACAUAUCCAGGGUCUCCGUGAUACACAUUUCGAAUAAAAAAACUUCUACUAGUUGACAAUUUCCACCCAUGUUCGAUGAAUUGCUAAUCCAAAAUUAGAGAGGUCUACAGUUAUUAUUAUUUUUUUUUUUGGAUUCAGAUUAGGUUCCCAUGCAAUCUCUUUGUUUGUAAACCAUCUUUUUAGUUGAAAUGAAAAUUGUACCCUCUUUAGUGCCAUUGUGAUUUCCUGUGAUUCUCAACCUUUUCAUUGUAUAGUAAAUAGAAAAAAUCAUCAGAUUUUCAUACUUCUUAACAAUAAACAAAAGUCUGCAACA